CGCCGGGAUUUGCGGGGUCCGGUGCGGUUAUCCGGAUUGGCGGCCAAUGCGGUUGGUGGCGGUGGGGAGCGGCGUGGGCGGCGGCCCGUGGGUGAGUUCGUACGUGGGAGGGAGGAAUGAGAAGGUGGGGCAAUGCUUUUACGCCGUGGAGGAUCGGAAGGUGGCGGUGGAUGAGGGAGGCGAUGCGGUGGCGGGGGGUGGGAAGCGGGUGGCGGAAGUGGUGGUGGCGGCGGUGGCGACGGUGGUGCUGGGCGUGGGGAACCGGGUUUUGUAUAAGCUGGCUUUGGUUCCUUUGAAGCAGUACCCUUUCUUCCUUGCUCAACUUGCCACUUUCGGAUAUGUGAUAGUGUACUUUGGCAUUUUGUAUAUUCGACACCAUGCGGGAAUUGUGACUGAUGAGAUGUUACAUGCUCCAAAGGCUCCAUUUAUAGUUGUUGGUAUAUUGGAGGCUCUUGCUGCUGCCACUGGAAUGGCCGCAGGAGCAAUUCUCUCCGGAGCAUCAAUUCCAAUUUUGUCUCAGACUUUUCUAGUGUGGCAAAUACUCCUGUCAAUUAUUUUUCUUGGGAGAAGAUAUAAAGUCAACCAACUACUUGGAUGCUUUCUUGUAACCAUUGGUGUAGUUGUUACUGUAGCAAGUGGAGCUGGUGCUGGGGAUUCAUUAAAGGAAGGUGGUAUGUUUUGGACUCUUUUGAUGAUAGUUUCAUUUUUCCUCCAAGCAGCUGAUACUGUGCUGAAGGAGAUAAUCUUUUUGGAUUCAACCCAAAAACUGAAGGGAGGUUCUAUGGACCUGUUUGUUGUCAAUUCAUAUGGAUCUGCUUUCCAAGCAUUAUUCAUAUGCCUUCUUCUCCCCUUCUUGUCAAAAUUAUGGGGCAUCCCCUUCGGUCAACUACCAAACUACCUUAAAGAUGGUGCAGCCUGUUUCCUAAAUAUUGGUACAUUAUCAAGUGGAUGUGAUGGUGCCCCUCUACUGCCUCUGCUGUUUAUUAUUGUAAACAUUGGCUUCAAUAUUGCAUUGCUUCAUCUCCUCAAGAUCUCUUCAGCUGUUGUAUCUUGUCUUGCUUCAACAUUUUCAGUCCCAAUAUCUAUCUAUGUGUUCACCAUGCCAUUGCCGUAUCUUGGUGUUGCUUCCUCUCUUCCAACAGGAUUUAUGGCAGGGGCCGUCAUUCUCUUAGUGGGGUUACUCAUUUAUGCUUGGACCCCUUCAAAUGGUUCCUCGGGUGCUUCCUUCUCAACUUCCACCUAGAGAGGCUAGAAUGAGUUGACAUGUCAUUGAAGACAGUUCAACACAAGGAGAAAGGAAUAUUCUGUUCUUGUAAUAUUUGUUGCUAAGCAUUUUUUAUGAGCUAAGCCCAAGUGAGAAAGAAAGAGUCCAGGUAGAAAAGAUAUCCCAAGUUCAAUUUUGGUGUUAGCUAAGAAAAAAGUAAAUAGAGAAUAAAAGUCACUUUGUUGAUGUUGACUGAGGAAACAACAUUCCAUCAUUUGGAUUUGCUUAGAAAAAAUCCAGCAUGUUCUUACCUUGACCACUGAGUACAUAACUGAUUGUGUAUAUGCAAAUUGGUAAAUUUAAUGGUUUGAUUAACGAGUGGUGUUUCUCGCACUAA
Molecule: messenger RNA, 1601 nt
Organism: Cajanus cajan (pigeon pea)
Lineage: Eukaryota; Viridiplantae; Streptophyta; Magnoliopsida; Fabales; Fabaceae
Gene: CLT1
Product: CRT (chloroquine-resistance transporter)-like transporter 1
Source: RefSeq, a predicted model, not a curated record